AUGGCGGCUAAGAGGAGAGGAGGGAUCAGGAGCAAUGGGGGCACGGCGGCGGCGAGCAGAGGCGAGAGCUUCGACCAGCGUUUGGAGAAGAAGAAGGGAACGACGGUUUCCAAGAUUGGAAAAGAUUCAGAGGCUAGCCUGCCGGCCUCGAGCUCGAUCGCCCUACCUCGCUCUUCUCCGCUCGCGCCCGUGUGCGCGGCCGCGGCCUCUGCCCUGCCGGCCGCCUCCGCUGCGUUUUGCUUUGCCUCGCCCGCCUCAAGAACCUCUGCUCCGUCGUCUCCUCGACUGAAGCACCAGCAGCGACUUGGCGCCGCACCCUCUGGCCGGCUCCGGCUCCGGCCACCCCGCCGCUACUCCUCUGCCCACCGGGUCCGCGCGUGCCGGCCGCCUGCCGGUUCGCCCGCCACCCAGCCGCGUGCCAGCGCCGCCACGGGCUCCCUGCGUCGCGUCCGCGCGCGCGCCGUCCCUCAGGCUCCCUCCACCGGGCAAUCGGCCCCGUCUCCCGCACGUCCUUUGCUGCCAGCAGCAGUAGCGCACCCCACGCUACUCCACCCCAGCGACCGGCUCCGCAUCGCUCCCGAGCUCCUCCACCUCGCGUCGCCUCUGGCAGGUCCGUCUCCUGGCCUCCCGUGCCGCGUCCUCCGGCCCCGGCCUCCAGCGCCGUCUGCGCUCCCGGCCCGCGUCGCAGCUCCGCCCGCCGGCUUCUCCCGCCGCCUGCUGCGCCGUCCAAGCCGGCUGCAACCGUGGCCCCGGCCUCCCGCGCCGUCUGCGCUCCCAGCCCGCGUCGCGGCUCCGCCCGCCGGCUUCUCCUGCCGCCUGCUACGCCGUCCCAGCCGGCUGCAGCCACGGCCCCUCGGCCAGCCGCUGCCUCGCCCGGUUCCCGCCCGCGCGGCUCCGCCAAGCCGCCUUGCCCACAACUCCCGUCCUCCUCCGGCUGACUUCUCCUCGCGCGCCGCGUCCGCGGGCCGCUUCGCCGCAGCAACACGCCGUGGCCACCGUUCCGCCAGCUGCCCAAGCCCGCAGCCCGCGCCGGCUGCUCCACCCCUGGCCUCCAUCGCCGCCUGCCAGGUCGCCGUGCCCCGUCCGGCUCUGCCUCUACCCGACUGUCGGGUCGCCAUCCCGCGGCCACCUGCUGCUCUGUGGCUGGCUGGCUGCUCUGCGUUCGCGGCCGCGCCAUCCUGGGCCGGCUGCUCCAGCACCGGCUCCGGCGGCCCCGCUCGCGGCCGGCUGCUCGGGAGAAGAAAAGGGUCAGCUGGAUAA
Messenger RNA from Aegilops tauschii subsp. strangulata, 1260 nucleotides. Lineage: Eukaryota; Viridiplantae; Streptophyta; Magnoliopsida; Poales; Poaceae. The record is from RefSeq and is a predicted model, not a curated record.